AUGGGCAAAAGCGGCUCUGGGAAGUCGUCCAUGCGAUCGAUCAUAUUCAGCAACUAUGUCGCCAAAGACGUGCGCCGGUUAGGAGCGACAAUUGACGUGGAACACAGCCAUGUCAAGUUCAUGGGCAACUUGACGCUGAAUCUGUGGGAUUGCGGGGGACAAGAUGCUUUCAUGGAAACCUACCUGGGCGGUCAACGCAGCAACAUCUUCUCCGACGUCGCCGUUCUCAUCUACGUCUUCGACAUCGAAUCGCGCGACGUCGAACGCGACCUCGACUCAUACAACUCCGUCAUCGAAGCGCUGCACCAACACAGUCCCGCCGCACAUGUCUUUUGCCUUAUCCACAAACUCGAUUUAAUCCAAUCCGAACACCGGCAGCGGAUAUACGAGGAACGAUCGGUGCUCAUCCGGGCACGCUCAAAACACUUCGACAUCGACACGUUUGGAAGCAGCAUCUGGGAUCAAUCACUCUACAAAGCGUGGGCGGGCAUCGUGCACAAGCUGAUUCCCAACCUAUACGUUAUCGAGCGGUUCCUAGACGCGUUUGCGCGGAAGAUCGACGCCGAGGAAGUCAUCCUCUUCGAGCGCUCGACGUUUCUCACCAUUACCUCGUUUGCGUCCGAAAUCGGCAGUCUGAACCCCAUCUACGACCGGCAUGAGCGGCUUUCGAAUAUCAUGAAGGCCUUUAAGCAUUGCGCCGCGCGCAACACGCACACCACGCCGGCGUCGGCCGGGUUCCAUGUUAUGCAUACGAAGACGCCGCAGUUUAAUGUCUUUCUCGGCCAGUUUACGGAUAAUACGUACAUCUUUGUUGUUGUUCCGCCGGGAGAGGCGUCGUAUAACUGCGCCGUGUUGAAUACUAUGCUUGCAAGGCAAGGCUUUGCCAAAGCUGCGUCGUCUGGAUACGGAGACGCAUUUCCGCUCCCAAUCUCCUCUCAGUCGCCUGUUCCAAAUACAAAUGGGUUUGCGAAAAUGCAGUCUGAUCUUUCUCCGAAUGAAUAA
Talaromyces proteolyticus is the source of this 1002-nucleotide messenger RNA. Its product is annotated as putative small monomeric GTPase. Gene Ontology annotation, biological process: cellular response to starvation; regulation of autophagy; positive regulation of TOR signaling. The record is from RefSeq and is a predicted model, not a curated record. Gene Ontology annotation, molecular function: GTPase activity; GTP binding. Gene Ontology annotation, cellular component: nucleus; fungal-type vacuole membrane; Gtr1-Gtr2 GTPase complex. The coding region runs from base 1 to 1002 and encodes 333 amino acids. Lineage: Eukaryota; Fungi; Ascomycota; Eurotiomycetes; Eurotiales; Trichocomaceae. The transcript is spliced from 2 exons.